This is a messenger RNA of Lotus japonicus, 2063 nucleotides long. RefSeq lists its product as uncharacterized. The coding region runs from base 615 to 2063 and encodes 482 amino acids. The record is from RefSeq and is a predicted model, not a curated record. Gene Ontology annotation, cellular component: mitochondrion. The transcript is spliced from 5 exons. Gene Ontology annotation, molecular function: DNA-binding transcription factor activity, RNA polymerase II-specific; methylmalonate-semialdehyde dehydrogenase (acylating, NAD+) activity; malonate-semialdehyde dehydrogenase (acetylating, [NAD(P)+]) activity. Gene Ontology annotation, biological process: thymine catabolic process; L-valine catabolic process. NCBI's taxonomy places the organism in Eukaryota, Viridiplantae, Streptophyta, Magnoliopsida, Fabales, Fabaceae.
GUACGAAACUCAGGCUGAUGACGUGUGAGGGGGACAAUUACAGGGAGGUCCGCUUGAUUGUGGAGAGGAGCGGACUGUAUCCACUGGUCAGGUGCAGCUAUGUAGAGACGGAUCCAGGGCUUAUAUCGGCCCUUGUGGAGAGGUGGCACGAGGAGACUAGUAGUUUCCACAUGCCAUUUGGGGAGAUGACUGUCACACUUGAUGACGUCUCCGCUCUUCUUCACAUCCCGGUUGGUGGGAGAUUCUACACUCCAGGAGUGGCCUCGAGAUAUGAUGUGGCAGAGACCUGCGCUUUGCUGUUAGGGGGGGAUGCAGAUUUGUACAUGGCUGAGUUUGAUAGGCUUAGGGGUCCGACUAUGAGGUUCAGCUUCUUGCGAGACCUUUACCCGAAAGCUGUUGCAGAGGGGCGGUACGAGCAUGCAGCCAGGAUGUACCUGAUGCAUCUUGUUGGCGCGACAUUGUUCGCCGACAAGAGUGGGGGGCACUCAUUCUCCGCCCGUUGGAUAGGCAUGCUACAGGAUCUUGAGCGGGUGUCGGAGUUCGCGUGGGGCGCCAUGGCCCUUGCCACGUUGUACGACCAGCUUGGACAGUCUUCUCGCAGCAGGGUCAAAUAGAUGGGCGGUUACACAUCCCUGUUGAUGGCCUGGGUCUUUGAGCACUUUCCAGACAGGCUCGUUCGCCGGUAUGCGAACCCGGCUUACACAGAGGACCAGCCCAGAGCUCGUAGGUGGACAGAGUCACGGUCGGGGCAUGCUAGGCUUGACGAGAGGCGAGUACUACUUGAUGAGUUGACGGCCGACGACGUCACUUGGACUCCAUAUGAGGCCCACAGGGAAUGGCGACAGCGGGAUGAAAGGGCUUUGUUCUCAGGCUACAUUCGGUGUCCCUAUCCCCCUGCUGUGCGACCUCAUCUUCCGGAGCGGGUCAUGCGACAGUUUGGGUAUAUACAGACGAUCCCGCGCCACCCUAGUGAGAUGGAUAGAUCUCCCGCAGCUGAGGCUGUUGAUGCGGCAUUCGCAGGUUAUGUGCAGUACUUGUUCCCUGAGGGCGACCCUGCUAUAGAGGAGGGACAGGCUGUGGGCGGUUACAUGGAUUGGUACGCUAGAGUGUCUCAUUGUUUCAUCAUACCGGAUGAGAGGAGGAUUGAUCUCAGUGCCGUGGCUGCUUUGCGUAGGGCUUUAGAAGUCCUUGAGUUGUCACUUGAGGUGGAUGAUGCUUUGCUGCCAGGCACACAGGCCCGCGCUUUAACGGAGAGAGCACUUCGCAUCCUCCAGGACUUGGCUGGGACACAGGGCAUUGCUUACGCUGCUGGGAGAGGAGGUCUGGGAGCAGGUGGCCGAGUAGGUGGCCGAGCAGGUGGCCGAGCAGGUGGCCGGGAGGGCGGCAGGGCAGCAGGUGGCCGGGAGGGCGGCAGGGCAGGAGCCAGGGGAGGUCGUAGGGGCAGUAUGAGGAGCACAUUUUUCUAUGAUGAUGAAAUGCUGCUUCUAAAACAAGAUAAUGAUGUCAGUGAAGGAAUGUUGCUUCAACAACAAGAUAAUGUUCAGCCUAUAAGUGUGGAUACCACUCAUUUAUGGUCGACCGAUCAGAUAUUUGAAACUGUUGAUGACCUUAAACAAUGGGCUAAGAAUGUUGGGAAGGACAAUGGAUAUGCGAUUGUGACUGGAAGGUCUGAUUAUUCCAGAAAAGGUGGAAAUAUGUAUAUUGUUCUGCGGUGCUCGAAGCAUGGUGUGUACAUCCCGUACAAGGACCCUAAGUCCUUCAAGUACAACUCCACCGGAUCACAAAAAUGUGAUUGUCCUUUUAAACUUAAAGGACGACCUACGGAGGGUGAUAAAAAUUGGUGGCUGAAAGUGUUGGAAGGGGUACACAACCAUGAACCAGCUAGAUCUUUGGUUGGUCAUUCCUAUGCUGGUCGACUAACAGAAGAAGAGAAGGUUCAAGUCGACAGCAUGAAUAACAAUUGGGUCCCACCGAGACACAUGUUGGCCACUUUGAAGGAAAUUAAUCCGAGUAACUUGUCUACCAUCACUCAAGUGUAUAAUCGCAUCAAAAAAGUUAAAUAA